AUGUUACAAUUCGUUAGCCAAAUACUCCCCGCCUCUGGAGCAGUUAGUACGUCUUGUCAAAUCUCUCCUAAUGGGGAAUAUGUCGCUAUUAGUUCAAAUACGAACAUCCUACUCUAUGAGAUUUCAACAUCCAAACUGAUUCAUCUUACUACUACACACGUACAAGGUAUCAAUUGCAUAUGCUGGUCGCCGGAUUCUAAAUGUGUAGCUAGUGGUUCCGAGGAUUUUAGUAUUGAAAUCACACAUAUAUUCUACGGGAAGAUACAUAGGCUCAUGGGACACACAGCGCCAGUCAUCUCAGUCUGCUAUAAUAAUAAAGGAAGCAUACUUUGUUCAUCAUCGGUGGAUGAAAGUAUCAAGGAGUGGCAUGUACUAAGUGGUACAGCUUUGAAAACUAUGUCAGCCCAUUCAGAUCCCGUUGUAUCUAUAGAUAUUCCAGAAUCAGACUCAAGCAUUCUCAGUUCUGGUUCUUAUGAUGGUUUGAUCAGGAUAUUUGACACCGAGUCAGGCCAUUGUUUGAAAACGUUAACAUAUGAUAAGGACUGGAUUGCAGAAGAUGGUGUUGUGCCAAUAUCAAUGGUAAAAUUCAGCAAAAAUGGUAAAUUCCUACUUGUCAAAUCUUUAGAUAAUGUUGUCAAACUGUGGGACUAUACAAGAGGUACGGUCGUACGAACAUUCUUAUGGCCUAACCAAGAAACCAAGACUAAGCUUAAAUACAAUUGCGGUCUCGAGCUCAUGUACCCAAAAGACUCUGAUCCACUAGUCAUUAGUGGUGACGAUUUUGGAGAUAUGUGUAUCUGGAAUGCCUACUCCAAGACUUUGCUACAAAAGAUCAACGAUAAACAUCGCAAUUCUCCAGUGAUAUCCAUAUCAGCGAAAGACUCAAUGUUAGUUACGCUUUCCAUAAAUGGUGAGUGUAAUAUGUUCCGUUGGAGUUCCUAA
Molecule: messenger RNA, 942 nt
Organism: Kluyveromyces marxianus DMKU3-1042
Lineage: Eukaryota; Fungi; Ascomycota; Saccharomycetes; Saccharomycetales; Saccharomycetaceae
Gene: SWD3
Product: Swd3p
Exons: 1
Coding region: 1-942 (313 amino acids)
Cellular component (GO): Set1C/COMPASS complex
Molecular function (GO): histone binding
Source: RefSeq, a predicted model, not a curated record